GCCUCGCCUACUGGGUGGUCGCGAAAUUGGUUAAGAGUUCCUGCGUGCAAGUGAUGGCCCACUGUGGUGGGGAGUUCGUGCGCGUGCGGUGCUGCUCCACUUUGUCGCUCGUGACGAAGGGAAAGGCCUAGAGGGAGAAGGUAGUGAUGAGGUAGAGACAGCGCGAGACUGAUGCUUGUUUUUAAAGUGCACUCCUGCCUCUCUCUCUCUCUCUCUCUCUGUCUCUCGCGCGCCCGCGCGCGCUCUCUCCUCGUCUCCUGCCGCAGUCACUUUGAAACUUUGGGAAACUAAACAUGGAGCUGUUUUGCCACGAAAAGGAAGGAGUCGUCAGGGCUCUGGUAGACCCCACCAUUUUCAGCGACGACAGAGUGCUGCAGAGUUUACUGACAAUCGAGGACAUGUUUCUCCCACAAGCCCCGUAUUUUCAGCGCGUGCAGAAAGACCUGCAGCCCUACAUGAGGCGGGUAGUCGCUACUUGGAUGUUGGAGGUUUGUGAAGAAGAGGGCUGUGAGCAAGAAGUUUUCCUUUUGGCUGUCAAUUACCUGGACCGGUAUCUUUCUGUAGUGCCAACGAAAAAGUCGUGUUUGCAGCUUCUCGGUGCCGUGUGCCUCUUCCUGGCGUCCAAACUGAAAUCGUACCAGCCGUUAUCCGCGAAAAAACUCUGCCUUUACACGGAGAACUCCAUCACAUGUCAGGAGCUGCUGAACUGGGAGCUGAUGGUUCUGGGAAAAUUGAAGUGGAACCUGGCAGCUGUUACACCUCACGACUUCAUAGAGCAUAUCCUACGCAAGCUACCCUUACCUGAGGGCCGAGUGGAGCUGAUUCGAAAACAUGCACAGACUUUCAUUGCCCUUUGUGCCACAGAUCACAGCUUUGUGAUGUACACUCCCUCGAUGAUCGCCACAGGGAGCAUCGGCGCAGCGGUGUGCGGACUCCAGAUCAACCGUACGGAGAGCAGUGUCUGGGGGGAGAGCACGACUGAACUGCUGGCCAAAAUCACCCACAUUGAAGUAGAAUGUCUGAAGUCAUGUCAGGAGAAGAUCGAGCAAUUGCUGGCUAGCAGCCUCCGACAAAGCCAGCAGCCCAAGCAUCAGAAGGGCAGGGCCAUCAACAAAGAGGCGGAGCCUCAGAGCCAGUCAUGCACCCCGACAGACGUGCGCGACAUCAAUUUAUGAUGUCAUUUCUUCCCCACACCCAGCAGAAUUCUUUAAUCGGGGAGGAAAAAGCAAUUACUGUUAUAUAUAUAUAUAUAGAUAUAUAUAGAUAUAUAGAGAUAUAUAUAGAUAGAUAGAUAUAUAUAGAUAGAUAAAACUUAAAAAUCUAUAAUAUAUUCAGACAGCUAAACGGCACAGAAUUUAAUGCGGUAUCAGAAGUACACAAAUGACCAGUGAAACAAUAUUUCAGAAAUUAAUGGUUUUUAAAAAAAAAAAAAAAGUAGAAAA
Messenger RNA from Ictalurus punctatus (channel catfish), 1442 nucleotides. It is a transcript of the gene ccnd2b, whose product is annotated as cyclin D2, b. The coding region runs from base 294 to 1175 and encodes 293 amino acids. Gene Ontology annotation, cellular component: cytoplasm; nucleus; cyclin-dependent protein kinase holoenzyme complex. NCBI's taxonomy places the organism in Eukaryota, Metazoa, Chordata, Actinopteri, Siluriformes, Ictaluridae. Gene Ontology annotation, biological process: regulation of cyclin-dependent protein serine/threonine kinase activity; mitotic cell cycle phase transition; positive regulation of G1/S transition of mitotic cell cycle. The transcript is spliced from 5 exons. The record is from RefSeq and is a predicted model, not a curated record. Gene Ontology annotation, molecular function: cyclin-dependent protein serine/threonine kinase regulator activity.